This is a messenger RNA of Schistocerca serialis cubense, 886 nucleotides long. RefSeq lists its product as uncharacterized. Lineage: Eukaryota; Metazoa; Arthropoda; Insecta; Orthoptera; Acrididae. The transcript is spliced from 5 exons. The record is from RefSeq and is a predicted model, not a curated record. The coding region runs from base 143 to 751 and encodes 202 amino acids.
UGUUAAUGAUUCUGUACCUUUGUCAGUCCAAAGAAGGGAACUUAUCGCAGAGUUUUCUGGUAUUGUAUCUGAGCUGACCUCAAAUGACUUGAAAACUGCUAAAAAAAUGUUAUCAUCACUAAAGGCAACUGUAGGUGUCUGAAUGUUGCAGCAAAAACAGGCACCGCUGCAAAUAGAAAGGAAACAAUCACAAAAGAUUUUACCUCAACGUAGACUGUACUCUACAAAGAAAAACAAAAGGAGUAAUAAUGCAUCCCUGGUGCUACCAAAUUCAGAAGAAUCCAGUUUGAUCAAAUUAUCUCUACUGGCAGACAAAGAAGAUGCACUUGUGGAAAAAGGUUCAGCUGUUCAAAAGCAACCAACAAUAAAAAAUACAGAGGGUGUAGCAGGUCCAUUCCCCAUUACAGCAUGUGCCCUACAGCACAGCCCGACGAAUCGCUCAACUCCCAUGAUUCAGCCAAUAGCAAAACAGGCUGAGGUGGUAUCUAGUCCGUCUCUCGCUACAUCGUAUGUGCAGAAACACAGCCCGAGGAAUAGCUCAACUUCCACAAUUCAACCAAUACCAAAAGAGGCUGUGGUGGUACCACAUCCAUCCAUCGGAACAGUGCGUGUGUUGCUACACAGCUCAACAAAUGCAACCUGUGAUGCCAGGAAACUCACAGAUAAACUAAAUCAUGUGCCAGAUGUCGAGCACCAUUGUGUUUGGAAGUUCCAUUGUUCUAUGUGCGAACAGUUUUGGAAGUUUGGAUGAAUCAAGUUUCUGAAACUGACUGGAAAGAAACUUAAUUUUCAAAAACUAAGAUUUUAUUGCAAUUCAUGAUACUGUGAAAUAUUUUUAUAAUUGCUGUACAUUCAGCUAAAAGUUACAGUAAAAUUUUCUUGUAAG